AUGGCGGCGUUCCGUGAUAUGGAAGAGUUGAGCCAAGGGCUCCUGAGCCUGCUGGGCGCCAACCGCGCCGAGGCGCAGCAACGGCGGCUGCUGGGACACCACGAGCAGGUUGUGGACCGGCUGCUAGAGGCGCAGGACAGCGCGGAGCGACUAUUGCGAGAGAUCCUCACCACUGAGAAGGAAGUGGCCCAAAGCCUUCUCGACACGAAGGAGAAGGCGCACCAGGGGAGUACUGAGUUGCAGCAGCUUGAAGCUGAGCUGCAGAAGGCCAGUGAGGAGGACACCUGCCUGAAGGCCAGCCUCCUUCAGCUCACCAGAGAGCUGGAGGAGCUCAAGGAGCUGGAGGCCGACCUCCAAAGACAGGAGAAGGAAGUUGACGAAGACACGACGGUCACCAUCCCUUCAGCCGUGUAUGUGGCUCAGCUUUAUCACCGGAUCAGUAGAAUCGAGUGGGAUUAUGAAUGUGAGCCAGGCACGAUCACAGGCAUCCAUCACGGCCCCAGCGUCGCCCAGCCCAUCCACCUGGACAGUACUCAGCUCUCCCAGAAAUUCAUCAGUGACCAUCUCUGGAGCAUGGUGGACACCGAGUGGUAG
Molecule: messenger RNA, 594 nt
Organism: Orycteropus afer afer
Lineage: Eukaryota; Metazoa; Chordata; Mammalia; Tubulidentata; Orycteropodidae
Gene: SPC24
Product: SPC24 component of NDC80 kinetochore complex
Exons: 5
Coding region: 1-594 (197 amino acids)
Source: RefSeq, a predicted model, not a curated record